CUAACACUAUUCUCACCACCAGCCGUCAUUGCAUUGGUUUUUUAUGUUUUCCCGAUAAUUAUGGGCGUUAGUCGAGUCGUCAUGGGACGACAUUAUUUGAGCGAUGUUCUUUUUGGACUAACACUGGGUUGCAUCGAAGGCCACGUCGCGCAGUUAUUACCCUACAGCGUAAUACCGUUUCUGAAGCAGUCACUUCCAGUCGUUUUCGCAUUCGAUAAAUCAUAA
Messenger RNA from Anisakis simplex (herring worm), 225 nucleotides. NCBI's taxonomy places the organism in Eukaryota, Metazoa, Nematoda, Chromadorea, Rhabditida, Anisakidae. The record is from the annotation of a GenBank genome assembly.